This is a messenger RNA of Medicago truncatula (barrel medic), 1120 nucleotides long. Its product is annotated as B3 domain-containing protein REM9. The transcript is spliced from 6 exons. Lineage: Eukaryota; Viridiplantae; Streptophyta; Magnoliopsida; Fabales; Fabaceae. Bases 161 to 1006 code for a protein of 281 amino acids. The record is from RefSeq and is a predicted model, not a curated record. Gene Ontology annotation, molecular function: DNA binding.
AUUGUUAGUGAUGUUUGGUGUCAAUACUUUAUAAAUAAAUUAUUCCAAUAUAAAAUCAGUUGAUGAAGGUGCUGAAGAAGGUGAAUCAAGUGAUGAUGAAGCCACCGAAGAAGAUCAAGAAAGCGAUGAAUCGAGCGAUGAGAGUUCAUAUGAGGAUGAAAUGCCAAAGCAAGCUCGACGAAGGACAAGAAAUGGCAAGAGAAAAGUGAGUAUGGAUUUUGACACUACCCAACCAAAAUUCUCAGGUAGUAAGAAAGUAGCCAUGGUGAAGAAGGCUAGAAAAUACCCAACUGUUAAUGAGAAUCCCUUUUUUGUAGUUAUAAUGACACAAUCUUACACCAAUGGCUAUUUCUUGUGGGUACCAAGUAAGUUUUCAAGAGAACACUUGAACAAUUUUAAAGGAACUGCAACAAUAAGGGUUGGUAAUGAAAGGAGUGUGGAAGUGAGUUUGAGGUAUUAUGAUACCAAAGAUAAGUCUUGUGUGGGUGGUGGUUGGAAAAUAUUUAGGGAAAAAUAUAAUUUGCAAGUUGACGAUGUUUGUAAAUUUGAGAUGAUUCAACGGAGACCUUUUUCAUUCACCGUUACUAUUACUCGUGCCAGAAAUGGACCAAGUGAAGGGGUCCCUUGUGGUAACAAUGUUGUAAAGCAGAAAGACAUUGAAGGAACGUCUUCUGGGAGCCGUCCAAAAGAGAAUUUUCUUGAUGAAGGUCGUGAUGUGAUGAAGCAUAACACAUUGAAGGUUUUGGUGAAGAACAAAGCUCCGAGUGUACCAAAGGAGUUUAUGAAAAAAGGAAGUAAUGAAAAUAUUGUGGAGUUGAAAAUGGGAAGAAAGUCAUGGUUCGUAAAAGUCAAUUAUUAUGAGAGUGUUCAUGGCUGGAGGUUCAAUAAAGGAUGGAGAAAAUUUAUGGAAGAAUGCAAAGUGGAGAUUGGAGAUACUUGUCUCUUUAAUCUAAUCGAUGAGAGAAAAUUUGUGUUUGAUGUUUCAAUUAUAGGAAGAACCCAUUAGUUGUUUGUUGUGUUGUUCUUUAAGAUACUAACUAGAUGUUAAGUUGAACACAUAUUUGCUCUACAAUUUUAAGCAUUGUAUUUUGGUACUAUAAACAUCUGUGUUUGAUUUGAA